AUGAGUGUCAUAAAGACUGCUGCUAUUUUGAUUAUUGGUGAUGAAGUGUUGAAUGGGAAGAUCCAGGACACAAACUCAAGAUUCUUUGCCAAAUACUUGUUUAGUAAAGGUAUAGAGGUGAAGAAAAUAUUGGUGAUUGGCGAUGAACAAGAAGAUAUAGUUGAAUCCAUUCAAAGCUUAUCUAAAAAAUACGAUUUCAUAAUAACUUCAGGAGGAAUAGGUCCAACUCAUGAUGAUAUCACUUAUGAUUCCAUUGCAAAAGCAUUCCAAUUGGACGUUUCUCUUCAUCAAGAAACAGUGGAUAAGAUGUUGACAUUACGUAAAGAAUCGGCACCUGUUUUAAAUAAAGAAGCGCAAGAAGCACAAUUUAGAAUGGCAACUUUACCUCAAGGCUCCAAUGUGGAGUAUGUUUAUUUAAACGAAGAAUUAUGGGUUCCAGUUGUUGGUAUAAAUCAACAGAUCUUCAUACUUCCAGGUGUUCCUCAAUUAUUCGAAGCAUUGUUGACUGGAUUAGUUGAAACACAUCUUUAUGAAAGAAUACAAAAUGGUAACACUUUCAUUAGAUACUAUGUCACCACUUCACUUUCUGAGAGUGAAAUCGCUCCAUAUUUAACUCAGUUACAAAGUAAGGCAAGUGAUGAUGGGUUUAAAGAUAUAAAGAUUGGUAGUUAUCCUCAUAUGGGAUUAGAUUUGAAUACUAUUAGUAUUUUAGGAAGGUUUAAAGAUAAAGAAUACAUUAGAGGAAUUGUGGAUUAUUCAGUAAAAAACUUGAAAGGUACAGAGAUUGAUGCUAAACAAGAGGAAGAAUAUUCUGCAAAUUUAGAUAAAAUCAAAUAG
Molecule: messenger RNA, 837 nt
Organism: Hansenula anomala
Lineage: Eukaryota; Fungi; Ascomycota; Saccharomycetes; Phaffomycetales; Wickerhamomycetaceae
Gene: FPY1
Product: flavin adenine dinucleotide pyrophosphatase
Exons: 2
Coding region: 1-837 (278 amino acids)
Source: RefSeq, a predicted model, not a curated record